AUGUACAACGAUGAGUCGGUGCUGGAACAGCAUCAUCUCGCCGUAGCAUUCAAGCUGCUUCAGGAUUCCAAUUGUGACUUCAUCGUUUCACUCAACAAAAAGCAACGACAGUUAUUUCGAAAGCUCGCUAUCGAAAUGGUCCUUGCAACAGAUAUGUCAAAACAUAUGAGCAUACUGGCCGAUCUGAAAACGAUGGUUGAAGCAAAGAAAGUGGCCGGUUCAUCCGUUCUCACACUGGAUAAAACCGAUCGAAUACAG
Molecule: messenger RNA, 258 nt
Organism: Gongylonema pulchrum
Lineage: Eukaryota; Metazoa; Nematoda; Chromadorea; Rhabditida; Gongylonematidae
Source: the annotation of a GenBank genome assembly